Amoebophrya sp. A25 is the source of this 2347-nucleotide messenger RNA. The record is from the annotation of a GenBank genome assembly. Lineage: Eukaryota; Dinophyceae; Syndiniales; Amoebophryaceae.
AGAAGGAAUUCGUGCUUAACUUUGAACUUUUCCAAGUACAAAAACAAAUUUGAUUUUCUUGCAGCCAGUAAAUAAAAGUAAAUGUUUGAUAAGAUCAUGUCCUCUUCGUCGUUGAUUUCGUCCCCGUCGUUCACCAGCUUCCUCUCCCACGAGAACACGAAAAACCUGUUUAAGAAGAUCCGAGCUCUGGUUCUAUUGGCCAGUCAUGGUUUUGCCACGUUUUCCUUUGCUGGUGUUGGGAACCCAUCAAAUGACGACGUGCUUUUUACGCGUAGGACCAGAGGAAAACUAAGGGCAGGCUAAAGGUUUUCCUGUUUGCGUUCGUUUUGCCUUUCUGAAGGGGGGAGGCAUAAUGAACGGGAUAAACGAACACCAAGAAAGGCCUACCUCUAAGAUGAAAAGCAACUCCCACAGCAUUCCGGGGCAAUACUGGUCGUGGUUCGGCGGAAACUAUUCCCACAUAUGAAGAUGUUCAAGAUGGUUCAUGGGGGGGUCCGGUGACAACUACAUCAACGCCUUAUCUCAGGGGUAGAGAUACCCCGAUGCCGGUCGUUCAGCUGGAAGGAUUAGUACUUCCGGGACGGGCAACGGCACAAGUUUCCCACGAUCACGCUACCAGUAGGGGCAAUCAUAAAACGGAUACGGGUGGUCUACAGCUGCCACCUAAACAAGGGGUUAAUAGUACCACGAAUCGUACAGGUGGCGACGAAGGGACAACGGGGAGAACCUGCAGGACUUCUACCGCCUCGUCUAAACAAGAUGUUGCGGUGUCUAAACAAUAUGCGCGGGAUCUUGGCGCAUCUUUAUCUUCAUCUCUGUUAACGGCCACCGACGUUGUUGUACCUCCACAGAAGCUGCAGGAAGAGCAAUUGCAAUUUAUGAUGAGACGGGCUGCUAACCUGCCGAGACAAGGGCUUGAGAACGCCCUAGCGUUGCCAGCCUUUCCUGAUACUAGUUCUCGGAGUCGUAGUGUAGCUGGGGUUGGAGGUGCUGUAGGGCCGCGCCCGUUGUUUUCGAAAGCAGCAGAAAAAUUGGGGUUCCUUCAACAUGCAGCUUCGUCUGAAGUUAAGACUACUGACAUACAGGAACCGAUAUUCGUGGCCCUAUCUAGAGCAAGCAUCUUGGAAGGAUGCUUACAACCGAUAUCCAUGCUCAUCUCAAGAGGCGUCAAUCUUGGACGGGUUAUUUUGUAUGUAACAAGAUCAUGCUCUGCAGUGGACGAUGUGAUGGAGCAGGUUCGCUUACAGAAACUGAGUGCGGGGCUGUCGUGGACCCGGCCGGUAUGGAAGAGACAGCAAGAACGUUUUUUGAGUUGUUACGGUCCUUAUUAAACGGUAGUGAGAAAAAAAAAUCCAUUUCAUAGCUGUGGACACGGGUGGCGAUGUGGUGGCUCCGCUCUUUGAAGCAACUGCAGGUGAAGACUUGGUUCUCGCCCAGCUCCUGACCUUGGAUUGGUCCCGAAAAACGAGGAAUAGCAAUGUUGUAAUGGUUCGACAAUGGCAAAGUUAUUCUCCGCUGGGAGCGGGUAUAGGGAACCUGUCGCACCACUAAUUCGGAACGGAGAAUUCAAAGCGCGAUGAGUUACAGUUUGGAGCUAUUGCGAUCUGCGCGCAAGGAGAUAGAUUUUAGUCUGUCGGUCUGUGUCGUAGGCCCUGGAUCUGACGGCUAAGGCAGCAACGCUGGACCAGUGCGUGCUGCAGAAUCUUCGGUAAGUAUGGCAAACGAGUCCGCGACAGGACCGCUAAUAAUGGCUACCUGCGAUCUCAUGGAUUUGACGCGCGCUUGUGGAUUUGACACGUGCGUGUGGCUUUCACAAGCGCUUGUGGAUUUCCUGAGGUGGAAACCGCGUUUAGAUUGGUUUCUAAAUAGGAGACACCGACGUGGAAUAAGACGCCUUACAUUAUCCAGAGCGCAAUACUAGAACGCGGGAGGGAGUACGUGUCCGGCGUCCGUGGCGCCACAAGGAUGAGGCGUGCCGCAGAGGAUGCGGAGGAUUUUCUAUGUAGCGUCGCUGCUGACUUUCUGCGGAAAGCCUGGGUUGUCGAAGACACAAGCGCGAGCAGGCUUUUUAAAACAGCUCGGUUCUCUGAAGUUCUUUUUAAAAUUUUUUGGAUGUAGAAUCUGAAACUCGUCUUGUCCACAGGAUGUAUUGUAUUGUAGCAAGACAAAUCAAAAUUGUCUCAAUAGGGAAGUUAAAUCACGUGCGAUUAAAACAUUGAUCUGAUGGCUCUCUUUUCUUGCCGUGAGAAAUUCUAAAUUUUUGAUUGGUGGUUCUAAUAUCUCCAACAAAAGUCCUCUAUUUUAUGUAACACGCGGAGGCAGCUGAAUAAUGCUGAUACGAUCUCAC